Cajanus cajan (pigeon pea) is the source of this 908-nucleotide messenger RNA. RefSeq lists its product as uncharacterized. NCBI's taxonomy places the organism in Eukaryota, Viridiplantae, Streptophyta, Magnoliopsida, Fabales, Fabaceae. The record is from RefSeq and is a predicted model, not a curated record.
UUCGUAUUGUCCAAAAAAUAUAUAUAAUUAUCUUCCGAAUCUGUGUGGAGUUUAACUAGGGUUUUUGGAAUUUGGAAUAAAGGGAAAGAGAGUGCAUCUUCUUCUUUUUGUUGUAGUUGUCGAACUUCAAAAUCUCAUAAAUUAGCAGAAGGAAGAAGAAUUUGAUUCGACAAUCGUAGCGUAGCGUUGGUGCGAUUCGCGAUACGAUGGGAAGAGGAAAGUUCAAGAGCAAGCCCACCGGUCGCCGCCAGUUCUCCACCCCGGAAGAACUCCUUGCUGGAUCCUCUAAUCGUCCUCGAACAUUUAAACAGAAAGAAGCCGAGCAUGAAGAAGAACCCGAAGAAGUAUCUGGGGGUGAAUCUGGAGAAGAAUCUGAAGAAGAAACUUCAAAGAAAAAAGGAACUCAAGGGGUUAUUGAGAUUGAAAAUCCUAACUUGGUAAAGCCAAAGAGUGUGAAAGCUAGAGAUGUUGAUGUUGAAAAAACAACAGAACUUUCAAGGCGUGAAAGAGAGGAGAUAGAGAAACAAAGAGCCCAUGAGCGCUAUAUGAGGCUGCAAGAGCAAGGAAAAACAGAGCAAGCAAGGAAAGACUUAGAACGUUUAGCACUUAUACGUCAGCAAAGGGCAGAAGCUGCUAAAAAGAGAGAAGAAGAGAAAGCUGCAAAGGAGCAAAAGAAGGCUGAGGCGCGCAAGUGAAUUUCCUGGAAAAUGUCAUGUCGCCAAAUUUACUCCAAUUAGUAGGAGGAAUAUGUGCUCUUACUACACUUCCAACAUUGUGUCCAUCUAGCUUUAUAAUGGUAUUACCAUACCAAGCUGGUAACAUGUAAUACAAUUAUUUUCAUAUUCUCUGGUUUAAAAAUCGUUAUUAUACAUAUAUAGACGUUUAUCUCCACAUGGGGACCAAGUUAA